AUGGCUGAGAAGAGCGCGAGUCACGGAACUCUGCUGCUCUCCGUCGUCUCUUUUCUUGAGUCUCUCGGCCUGAGAAAGGCCGCGAAGGCGCUGAGAAAAGAGGCUUCCGCUCAGAUGCUCGCGGGUGAGGAGGAGCUGUUCCCGGGCGAGACGCUGCCGGAAGUCGUGGCUGCAGGGCUUGCUGGCGAGAAGAAGAAGAAAAAGCGCCAGCGCGAGGUGCCGGUCGAGGAGGCGAGCGACGCCGCGCCUGCCGCCGAGGAACCCAAGAAGAAAAAGAAGGGACAAAAAGAGAAAAAGCGAGCCAAGGCCGCAGCUCAGGCAGCUGAAGAGGAACAAGAGGAAGACAAAGAGCCAGAGAGUUCACCGCCGAAGAAGACCGUGAAGGACGAAGAGGAGAAGGAGAGCGACGAGGACUGCGCAAAUGGGAGUGACGUGCACACCGACACCGCCUACGAAGGCAAGAGCAAGAAGGGAAAGUCACAGAAACAGUCCUCUGUGACGCAGCGCUUCAAGCGCAUCGACGAGUCGAAGUGGGUCGGCGCGAUCAAGAAGGAGGAUCUGAAGGACAAUUCGUUUUGGAACAAGAAAGACGACUCCUUCGCGGUGAAGGCCGCGCAAGAUUUGGGCAAAGUCCGCGGCAGAGACUUCCGCCACGAAAAGACCAAAAAGAAGCGCGCGAGCUGGCGCGGCUGCGGCGAGAUCCCCAUGGGGGUCAACUCCAUCCAGUUCGAGUCCAGCGACGACGAGUAA
Molecule: messenger RNA, 750 nt
Organism: Besnoitia besnoiti
Lineage: Eukaryota; Apicomplexa; Conoidasida; Eucoccidiorida; Sarcocystidae
Product: SRP40, C-terminal domain-containing protein
Exons: 4
Coding region: 1-750 (249 amino acids)
Molecular function (GO): protein binding
Source: RefSeq, a predicted model, not a curated record